GUUUCCUGGCAACCAAGUGCCACAAAGUAAACAUUAGAUUUUUAAUUUUGCAAAAUGUACCCAGCUGUAAAUUUCUAGUGUCUAAGCAGGCAAACCCCAUUGAGAUCUGGAUCUCAUUUUCAAGAGGGACCUGGGCAGAAGUCUGCAAUACACAAUGUACAUGACCUGAGUCGUCCUGCUGGCUGGAGCAACUGGUUGAGUUACAUUUGCUGCCAUCUGUGCAACACCACUGAGGAUCCUCGUGCCUACUCGAGCCAGAGACACGCAGGCAAGCGAGAUCUUGGGACUGGGGAUGAUUCUCCUCGUUGUAUGCGUGUCUGUUUCCUCAUCCUUCUCACGGCUCUGUCUGCAUCUGUCUCCCUGCACUGUGUAAACUGAACAUCCCCUUAGGAAAGAUAAUGCAGUGCUGCUCUACCUCAACUGAAUUGAUCUCCUGUCUACAGAACUAAUCAGGAAUGCCCAAAGAAGACAUCACCUGCAGGCCAUUGGUCAGAAAGUGAGAAAUACUCUGACAGAGAUGUCCACUCAGAGUUGACUAAACUUCGAAGGAGAUCAAUAAUGAAAGAAUCCCCAGAGUUUAUUGGAUAUUGAAUUCCUGUCAACAACGUCUAUACAAAGCUCUUUUCAUCUGCCUCUGCAACACUCGGAUUUAUUUUGGUAAACAAAAGCUGGAACCUUUUUCCUUUCUGUUGGAUAUAACCUUGCAGAGGCUGGCUGAUGUCGCCGCUUGCCUCCAUCCCUUUCAGCUCCUCCGGGGGCUGAGCCAACCUGCAGAGGAGCAUGGGCAGGAGAGUGGCAGAUCCAACUAAUCCGGUGCCUGCGCUGGGAGUUCCUCUGGCUGGGGGGCGAUGGGGUCCAUUUUGCAGCAUUGGGGUGCAGACAUCUCCCAGACUGCGGACUCUACCCUCUAUCAAACGACACUGCAGCCAACAGACCACAACGCAUCAGUCCCUCACCAUGGCGACAGAACAAUCACUGGCAGCGGACACAGGAGGAGCUAUCAGAAGUGACAGCAAGAACCUGCCGUUGUCCAAAGAGACGUCUCAGAACGAAAUCAACAGCCUUACGCAGGACGACAUGGGGUCACAAGGGUCGGGCAGUGGAGUUUAUUGCCAGAUCAGGACUAUACAAACAAACCCGAAGGACAAAAAAGAUAAAAGGACAACUCGGUAUAUAAAUGGGAGUGUAGUAGCUUCAGAUUUGGUGGGAGGCGUUUGCAGUGAAUCUACAGAAAGCAAGGAGCCUGCACAGGAAAAGAGAAGGGUGCAAUCUCUGCGAGGGGAAGGCCAUCGCUCGGUGUUAAAGACAGCAAGCGUUUGUUCAGCUGCACAUGCGACCACACCUCGGCCCUGUCGAACAAUGGCAACCUCGCCACAACGUCUAUGUGUGACGUGUGGGAGGAGACGGUCGCAGAUUACGCAGUGCACAGGUGCAUGUCGCAGGAGAGCAGUCAAUCAAAUAACAGCAAGUCAAACUUUACCUAAUCCACCACGGAAAACAUCUGUAGCCCCCACCCAGUCAAGAAAAGCCUCUGCUGCGCUGAGUUCUCAGUCUUGCUCCAAAAGCACAGACAGAGCCAACCCACUUCAGCCCACAUCAGCAAAGACAGCUCAAAUAUGCCAGUUGUCCCACACCAUGCCAAAAACACACAGUUCACAGUUCAACCACACGGCACAUACUCAUAACCAAACAAAAGACUCAAAGCUGCAGACAAGGCCACAUUCAGCAGACUUUACCUGUUAUAAGGACUCAGCCACACAAACAUCAGAAACACACACACACUCCAACACAGACGGAACGUCAGCUCUCACACAAAAUGCAGAGGCAAACCAAAAACAACCAACAGACAAACAAAAUCACAAUCAGGGUCAAAUCCAGAAAACAGAUGAAUCAGUCUGCAACAUUUCUAAGUCUCAAACGCCUUCCCCUCUCAGUGACUCAAAAUCCAGCAGCAACCCACCUCUCCCACCAAAACACUCUCCUAAAGUGACUCAUUCUAAACCAACCACACCUGCAGCACACACCAAAAACCAAGAGGCCACAAAGUCACCCAAGCAAUCCACAGGGCGUAUAAAAUUCAAGGACACAAAGCAGAAGAGCAAAUCAUUUGAUGACAACACUCUGCCUUGUCAGAUUCAUAUGAAAGCACAAUGUAAUGGGGCACCAGGAGGACUUAUAGAUGGACAGGCAGUGAAUGUGCCACCUGGGCUGGAGAGACAGCUACAAAAUGUGGAGGAGAACCUUCAGUCCAAUCAGGAGAAGAUUAAGGUGCUUCUCAAUGUGAUUCAAGACCUGGAGAAGAGCAAAGCUUUAAGCGAAGGUCGCAGCUCAUACAGAACUGGCCAAGACAUAAACAACUGCCCCACCUGCCAGAAGACAGCCUGCAUCAUUUACAGCGUGGAGCAUGAUUUCCGACAGCAGGAGGGACGCUUCCAACGGGUGAUUGAAGCCCUCGAGGGUGAAUAUGAUGUGCCUGCCCCAACUCAGACCAAGCCCCUGCCAGCUCCAUUGUCCUCCAGCCGCCCAAGCACCAAGGCACGUGUUAAGAAACUGCGCAAGAAGUGUUUCUGGUGGCUCUAACAGUCAUGGAAAUCACAAACACCUUUCUGGCCAGCAGCUGCUCAUCCUAAGGCCUGACAGAAUCUCAUGGUAACAGUGCAGAUGAAUAAACACAGAUGGAAAGGAAAAUAGAUUAUAAUAGCCACGGAGAUUUUUCCUCAGCUCCAGAGGAUGACUGCUUGGGAUAAUAAUAAUAAGACUUCAUGGGAUAAUUUCUCAACUAACUUGAAAUUAGAGUAAGGAUGCUGUUUUUAAACCAAAGUUGUAGAGAAUAAUUAAGAAAGACUGGGGACCUCUGAUAUCAAAUGGCUUCCCUGGCCGACUGAACGGAUGGACAGAUCAAUGGGCUGUCACAGCAAUAAGGGAAAGACUUGAUGUUAAUCCCAGGAAUUAAACCGCCUGGAAUAUUCAUUUGGAAGUUCUGGAAUGUGAAUGUAGCAACACUUGAAUUACUAGAGGCGUGUCGUCGAACACGAGCCGACGACCCAUCUGGAAACGGAGCGCUUGCUCAACGGAUCAACAGCAUAAUGGAAAAUGCACUCAGAAUAUAUUAAGAGACAAUGUGAUAGGCAGUUGUUGAAAGACUGACAAGUGUGUCAGAUAAUUAAAAAAAAAAAUCUGUCAACACUGGCUGACAGAGUGAUUUAUUCUCUCUCUCUUAUUUUUCAUCCAAAAUGGAAAUUUGUUCUGCUCAAACUCAAUUUCUUUUCCAAGGAGUUUCACAAACUGUGCAUACAAAUCCUUGCACAGAAACAGGUUCAUGAGCACUGACUUACACCUCCAAUAAACCAACUGAAUCACUAGAAAUAACUUUGCCACAUAUGCCUGCAUAAAGUCCAUAUUUAUUCCACUUCUGAUCCACACCACCAAUCACUUUGCUUUUAAAACCUAGCCAGCAUUAACAAUGUAAAACUGUAUCAUUAUUUAUUCAAUUGAAGCCAAUUUGCUGCCAUUGGUUUAAGAUUAAGAGGCAAACUAAAAGUUGAGGUUUGAAUAUUCCUGAAUUGCUUACAUUGCACAAAAGGAUUAUCUGUUUAUGCAUUGAAAUGUUUUCCAAAAUUUAUAUAAAAAAAAAAUUAGGUGUUUAAACUUUCCAUGUUAAAUUUAGAGUUUUUUUUUUUUUUGAGAGUUUAUGACACACUUAGUAAUAUGACAACAGAAUCACAAUCUACCAAGGAAGAAAUACAUAAAGUAGUAAAAUCCUCAACAGCUCUACGUUGUUGUUCAUGAAUGUAAAAACAGGGCUACUUUUUGUCUUACACAUAAUUUGUACCAUGCUUGCUCCCCAGCCAUUGAGGGCAUAAUCACUAAUCAUACAAAGCCUACUUCAACAUCCUCUGGCUGACAAGUUGCCACCAAUUAGAAUCCUGGAUGACAGCACACUUACUAAUUAUCCAAUCUAUAUCCAGAACGCCCUGUCAUUUUAUAAUCUGUAACUUCAGUGCGUGAGCUGCAGCAAAGCCCUUUCAUCUGAUCUUCCACUUGUAUGUCCAAUAAAACGUGUAUUUUGAACAGAA
Messenger RNA from Poeciliopsis prolifica (blackstripe livebearer), 4076 nucleotides. RefSeq lists its product as uncharacterized. The transcript is spliced from 9 exons. Gene Ontology annotation, cellular component: postsynaptic density. The record is from RefSeq and is a predicted model, not a curated record. Gene Ontology annotation, biological process: inhibitory postsynaptic potential. Lineage: Eukaryota; Metazoa; Chordata; Actinopteri; Cyprinodontiformes; Poeciliidae. The coding region runs from base 781 to 2580 and encodes 599 amino acids.